Bactrocera oleae (olive fruit fly) is the source of this 4050-nucleotide messenger RNA. It is a transcript of the gene tsg, whose product is annotated as twisted gastrulation. Gene Ontology annotation, biological process: regulation of BMP signaling pathway. The record is from RefSeq and is a predicted model, not a curated record. NCBI's taxonomy places the organism in Eukaryota, Metazoa, Arthropoda, Insecta, Diptera, Tephritidae.
CAUAUAGAUCUGUCACACGCUUAAACUAACUAGAAAUCCACCAAGCAAGUUUCAGUAUAAAUCAUUGCUAGGCUUGGCAUAUAUAUAUACAAUAUAUAUAUGUAUGUAAGUAAAUAUGUAACAUAUAUGUAUGUGUGCAGGUAAUGCUAUGCAUUUGUAUGUUGACUAUUUAAAAAACACAUCAUAUCUAUACAUACCAACGCGCAUACCUAAAUGUGUACAUUCAUAUACUUGAACAACAAGAAAUGCUGAAAUGACAAAGUCGCACUCACACAUACACCCACACUUGUCACUUGUGAACCUAACUUUGUUGAUUUCUCAUUGUUUGCGCAUUUUUGUAACUUCGUAAUCUCUCAGCAGUCACCGUUGGCAUUGGAUAACAAAACACUGCUUAAAGAGUGUGUGCCGCACAGAGGUGAAACGCUGACUUAGGCACUCGUGAAUGGAUGCUCACUAGAUACAUGCAAUAAUCGGAUGAGUUUUCUCUGAAAAGUAAUCGAAUAUCGAUAACAAGCUUGUAUUAAAGUGAGAGCAAAGCGGAAUGCAUUGAUUAAAAUUUUUUGUAUAGUCCACGCUAUAGAUAUCAAGACUUAGAAGAAUUAAAAUUACCUAGUAUGUUUUAGUUAUUAUUACUUUCUCGAUAAAAAUAAUUUGAAAAUACCGAUUGAAAGUGGUAAAAUACAUCCUUGAUAAAAUCAGUACCAGCAGCAAGAUUACAAAAACAACAACAAGUCAACAAUAGUAUCUCUUUGAUAACUUUUCUAUUCGAUAAAUCUUCCGCAACCAAAAAUGACGUGAUUAUGGCAACUUUCUUCUAAAAAACACUUAAAUUUUUCAGAAAAUGGAAAGUUGUUCAUCGAAGAAUUAAUAUUUUUAAGGAACAUACGACAUAUAAUUUUUUUUAAACAAAGAUAUACUAAGAUUUUUUGAUUUCGUAUACAUAUAUGUAUAUGACUACUAUACAUAUGAGUAAACCUCAUUUGUACUUCUAUCAAUCUUCGAUUUCUUUCAGCUCAAAUUCAAUGCUACAUUUUGUUUGAAUUUUUACAAAUUUCUUUAACCGAAAUUAUACUGUUAAUCAAUCCGCCUUCAAUCAAUCAAUCACUCAACCUUCAAUUUCUUGAAUUUGUAUUUUCUCGCACUCAAUUAAUGUCAUUAAUUCCUUAACAUAUAUAAUUUCAAUUUUUAUUUUUUAUUUUGCUUAUAAUCGAUAAUAUUUAUAUAUCGAUAAUACAUUGAAAUAAUUAUCGUGUAUCGAUAAUAACGCACUGUGUUCACAUCAUUAUGCUUCACUGAAAUUCAUCUUAAAUUAACCAUUUGCUCAACAAAGAUGUGUGCACCCGAUAUAAGAGACACUUUGAAAAUGAUCAACAGAGCAUAACGGAAUGCGACAAUAGAUAACCUACACUAAGAUUUCUUACAGAAUGAUAUUAGUAGUUAUUAAUUUUUUGAAAAUUUUUGGUACCACAAAUUCAUUUUAAUGGGAACGUAUCCCCCGUUUAAUAUUAAAAAAACCUAGCGAACUGACAAUAAGAUUCAAAAAAGACCGAUGUCAGUUUGGUGCCAAUAUGGUGUAGUGUUUAGAGGUGUGUACUAAUAAAAAUCAAGAAAUUGAUUUUAAUUUCAAAUUAUCUUACAAAUGCUUUUUUAGUAGCGACUGGAUUCGGCAGACAAAGUUGAUACUCUGUUUAGAAAAACUUUCAAAAAAAAAACAAACGUUAGUUUUUUUAAAAAGGUCUUCAAAUUUUCUGAAAGUUCUGCUUAUCUGACAACAAUAAGGUUUAAAAAGAAAGUAGUAAGAGAAGCUAAGCCAGUAAUUCUAUCAAAUGGGCCAUAAAAAUCGUUGAAAGCUAUAUUUAUCACACAACUUAAGGCUUGGGAAGCAUGUAGGAAGAGUAACUCGGGCAGUAAUUAAUUAUAUUCACAAAUAGGUUACUACGAGUAUCCAGUUAUUUUUCCCUUUGGAACCUUUCGGAACUUUACCUCAUAUAUAAACAUUAAUAUAGGCUUUCCGAUUAUAUAGAAGAAUAAUAAAAUGAAAUACUCAUACAUUAUUUAUGGCAAAAGAUAAUAAGUCAAUUAGUAAAAAUUAUUUUUUAUUUUUAUUUUUUGUCUGAAACGGGCUAGCGAUUGUUAGUAUCUGAAUAGCUGUGUAAUAAAUUAAAUAUACCGUUUUCUAAGACACUUUAGAUUCAAGUAAGAAACAUAUAUUAUUUUCUACCAUCCAAACUUAGCUAUAUUUUCUUCAUUUGCCCUGUGCCAUAUCUUUACAGUGUAGUCACAAUUUCAACAUGUCAAUAGCACCGCCAUAUCAACAUGCACUCAGCGCCGCAUAGCUCGAUCAAGUGGUUUCCCGAACCCAUUUGAUUUGUUAUCCUUUGUUUAGCAGCAACGAGAUUACAAAUUCAAGUGAAAUUGAUAUGAGAAACACAAACAAAACGUGAUGAGAAAAAAUAAUGGACCCAGUAAUAUGAGCGUGCCUACGAACCUCUACAGCUAACUACCAACUUACCUGUGCGAUGCGUUUGGUAGUUUUUGUGUCCUUUUCUCUUCAUUUCUUUCGCUUUAAAGAAGUUUGUAAAUAAAUAUGAAAAUAAGAAAACAAAAACACGCCACACCACUUCACUACUCAGUUUCGUACUCUUUGCAAAAAAAAAAAAUAAAUAACAAUUAACGCUCUCUUACACGUCGAAAGAGCGACUUGUUUAGCGUAGUUAACAGUUUGUUUGUACACACGCUUGAACAGUUUAUCUCUGAUCCUUAAAGCGAAUACAACGUGUGGAAACGCGAUAAGUAACGUAACGCCGUAAAUAAUUUCAUCGUCGUUGCAUUGAAUUCGAAGAGUCUUCUUAUCAUAUGCAACAUGUAUAAACAGCAAGCGACGCCAUUGCCAGCUGCUACACAAUUUCUCAUCAUCGGCGUUUUACUGGCGUUCAGCUGUCAGUUGCUCACCACUGCUAAUGACGUCACGCGUGACGGCUGCAACGAGUUCGUUUGCGGUUCCAUCGUCUCCAAAUGCCUUUUAACGCAGAGUUGUCAGUGUAAAUUAAGCAACGCGACUUGUCUGCAGGAAUGUCUCAACUGUCUGGGCGAUUUGUAUACGGAGUGCUGCAGCUGCUUGGAUAUGUGUCCGAAGAUCACGGAUGCACUUGACGCGGCGGCGCCACGUUCACAGUAUGGCGAAUUUGAAGGCCUACCCGAACUAUUCGAGACGCUGACCGAAGAUGAUGAUAACUGGACGGUGAUGCGCUUCGCCAUGCGCUCCAGUUCGCGGCGACAUUACGGCGCCGGUUUCGGUGUUAGCCUUGUGGGUGCCGGGAGCGAUGGUGAUGCUAUUGAUCGCCAAGCGUCACUGCAAAAGCUACAAUCAACAGCUACAUCGGCGGCGGCGCAACUCAAUUGCACGGUGAUCUAUCUGAACGAGUGCAAAACGUUUCACAAGUGUGCGCAAGAUUGUGAAAAUAUGGGCGCGAAUAGCUAUCGUUGGUUCCACGAUGGCUGCUGUGAAUGUGUGGGCGCCAAUUGCCUUAGUUAUGGUAUCAACGAGAGUCGUUGCUCGGCGUGUCCGGAAGAUGAGGAGAAUGCUGCAGCUGGUGAGGAUUAUGACGACGAAUCGACGUGGACCUAUGGCGAGGAAGAGAAUAACUAUAAUUAAUUUAUUGCGCGUUGCGUAUAGACGGAGAAGUGGUGAAAGAGAGAGAAGUUGACAUGUAAUGAAAAGUGUUUGUUACUCGAUUUAGUGAACUCAGUCAGCCUGUCGCCAGUGAUAAGCUAUAGUUAGCUACACACAUAUACAUAUAUAUAUAUUUGUAUUUGUGUAUAUUAACACAGCGUUUUUUCUUUGGUGUUGGCAAGUCAAGUGUUGUGGGGCUAAUUUGUAUACCGAAGUAAAGGUUUCUUACUUCAUUUAGUCUUUAGUGUUUUUAAUAUUAAAUAAAUUAUGAAAAUGUGUACGCGCAUGUAAAUGUAUGUGUAUUAGUGUCAUUGUUAUUUUUCGCCAAAAUUUUUGUACUCAUAAAAAAUAAAUUAGUCUUAAAAUAUUAAAGAGAA